ACGCACACGGAAGAUUCCCGCCUCCUCCCCUCUGUCGCCGCUGCUGCCAACGCUAGCACCGAUGCCACCUCUUGGUUCCCAGGUUGUGUCUUGCCUCUUUCCAUCCACCGUCAUCGCCGCUACCUAUGGCUUCCCCGUCGGGUCGUCUCUUGCCUCAUUCUGUUCCCCGCCGCUGCUCUCGCCACCCACUAUCGGAGGCAUUGUGUCCAGAAACAUGGUUAAGAGGGUAUGCUGUCUGAGCGCCAGGGAGAUCCGAACGGUGAUGCCCUCUACUCGCUUCCCAUUGUCCUAGAGUCAGGCAAAUGGAGGAACAUGAGUCAGUGGGGCUGCCAUAGUUGGAGAAUGCGGCGUAAGCAGGCCGACGACGGCGAGUUCCUCAACAUGUACUCCGGUGAAAUUUUGGUGGUGGUUCCGUGACCUGACAUCUUUCCAAUAUCGAAGAUGAGAAAUACCGAGGCUGUUAUAGAUCUCUUCUUUUUUUAGGAGUUUUCUAUUUUACAAAAUAGCUAAACUAUGGAAUUUGGCUAAUAACUUUAGAUUAGCUCUCGGAGUUGCUCUUCAUGCGCCACAUCCGUAGUCGCACGCACCUACCAUGUGCACCCAACGAGCAUGUACUAUUAUUAUUUUCCUAAUCUUUCUUGGCCCCUUACACAGCUGCUUCGUCAUUUCCAGCCAUAUGCGUGAUGACAGCUCCUCCGUCAUUACCAUUUGUUUUAUGGUAGCGAGAUGCGCGUGAAGACAUUUGGAUUCGUCCACCACCACAUCACUAGUCUCACUCUCACCUGUAAUAUAUCUGCACCCAACGAGCAGGUACCAAGCAAUUAGCAAGAGAAACACAAGGUCGAGGUGGUGAGGUAUGGAGCUCGCCUUGGGGGCCAUGACCAGCUUGGCCCUUAAGCUAGGCGACCUGCUCAUGGAGGAGUAUGUCGUGCAGAAGGGCCUCAAGCCCGACAUCGAGUCUCUCUCCAGGGAGCUUGUGAUGAUGAACGCCGCUCUCAUCGACGCGUCCCGGGUUCCACCUGACCAGCUCACCGAGGUGGAAAAGCUUUGGGCACGCAAGGUCCGGGACCUGUCGUAUGACAUGGAGGACGCCGUCGACGAUUUCAUCCUGCGUGUGGCUGGUGGUGACGACUCUGCCGCCGACUCAAAAUUCUUCAAGAAGACCCUUGCCAUGGUCAAGGACGUGAUGUCGAUGAAGAAGUUCAAGGAUCGGCGCCAGAUCUCCGACAAGGUCAAAGACAUCAAGAAACUCUCCAACGAGUUAGCUGAACUUCGUGCCAAGUACACGGUAAGGGGUGUGGGCGCUGAUCUCGCCGCGAGCACCGGCAUCGACCCUCGUGUCAUCAAUCUGUACAAGAAAGAGACAGAUCUCGUUGGCAUCAAGAAGUCAAGGAACAAAGUCAUUAGGAUGCUGUCUAUGGAGACCAAAGAUGAUGAUGCACUUGAGUCCCAUCAGGCUCUAAAGAUAGUGUCUAUAGUCGGGGUUGGAGGACUAGGUAAGACUACUCUAGCCAAAACAGUGCAUGACAUGCUUAAGAAGCAAUUCGACUGUUCUGCUUUUAUUUCUAUUGGUAGAACUCCUAAUCUGAAUAGGACAUUCGAGAAGAUGCUAUUGAAACUUGAUCGUGAGUAUAAACAAGUUGACAUGGCCAGAUGGGAUCUAGAACAAUUUAAAAACGAACUGGAUGAAUUCUUGAAGGACAAGAGGUACUUGAUCGUUGUUGAUGACAUAUGGGAUGUUGACUCAUGGGAAGCAAUCAGAUAUGCCUUGAAGGACAAUAAUUGUGGAAGUAGAAUAAUCAUGACUACUCGUAAUUUUGGGAUUGUCACGAAAUUAGAAGAGGUUUAUAGAUUAAAACCUCUUUCUAAUGCAAACUCCAAGAAAUUGUUCUACAAAAGAAUAGAGAGUCAGGAAGGAGAAAGCCUUGAUGGUGAACUCUCUAGUAAAAUCAUACAUAAAUGUGGCGGCAUACCAUUGGCUAUCAUUGCAAUAGCUAGUUUGUUGGUUGAAAGAUCACGUGAGGAGUGGUCAGAAGUGUACGACAAGAUUGGUCUUGGGAAUGAAGACAAUACAACAAAGAUAAUGUCAUACAGCUACUAUGAUCUGCCUCCUUAUCUCAAGCCAUGUCUGCUGCAACUAAGCAUAUAUCCAGAAGACUGUAUCAUUGAUACAAACUCUACCAUAUGGAAGUGGAUAGGUGAAGGUCUAGUUCAUCUUGAGAAAGAAGAGGGUAGCCUAUUUAAGGUUGGAGAAAGAUACUUCAAGGAGCUUGUGAAUAGAAGCAUGAUCCAGCCGACAGAGGACAAAAAUGAUCGGUUUGUAGAAGGGUUCCGUAUUCACGACAUUGUGUUUGAUCUCAUCUGUAAGUUGUCCAAGGAUGAAGACUUCAUUACCAUUAGCGGGCAACAUUCAUCUCGGGAUAGUUUAAGAAGAGAGAAGAAAACAUGUGUGCCUCGCUCAGACUGCAAGCUACGUCGGCUGGCCGUCCGAAAUCAACGUGUGCAGCGCUUCCCUGAAGAAACCAUCGACAUGCCAGAGGUGUUGAGAUCACUUAGCAUUAUAGAUUGUAAUAUUGAGGUUAUGGCCCCAAUUGAUAGCUUCAGGGUUUGCCGUGUGCUGCAUCUGGGGAAGAGCUACGUACCCAUCAGCCUAAAGCAUCUGGGGAAGCUGUUGCAUCUCAAGUUCCUAGAGAUAGUAUACACGCCUAUUGAUGAGCUCCCUAAGGAAAUUGGGCAUCUGAGGUCUCUUCAGACACUGAUAUUAGACCGUACUGGACUAGACGAGCUGCCACCGGUUGUUUGCUCGCUUACACGGUUGAUGUGCCUGAUAGCCCAGGGGUUCGAAAGGUUGCCAGCUGACAGGAUGGGGAACCUAACGUCCCUGGAGGAGCUACGACUACGUAGGGUAGUUGGCCGGAGUGCCACCCAAGCCCUAGUGGCAGAGCUUGGCAAGCUGACGAGGUUGAGGGUGGUCGACAUCACCUUUUCAGAGCAGCUAGAGGAGAGCUUGCAAGAAGCAUUGGUGCAAUCUCUGUCCAAUCUGCGGGGACUCCAGGAACUAACGCUUUUGUUUAAAAUGACACGGUGGGGAAGCGAUAUGUGGGGAGACUGGGAGCCACCAAGGCAGCUCCGGCGCCUGAUUAUUGAAGGCAUCAUCGUCUUCUCACGACAGCCUCGAUGGAUCAACCGCUCCUGUCUGCCACGCCUCUGCUACUUAUCUCUGAUGGUGCACACUCUUGAAGCACAGGACCUAGAUAAUCUAGCGAGGUUGCCAGAGCUCCAGUACCUCACGCUAGAUGGUCUCAGCUGGCCUCCAAGGUAUACUGUUGGCCCAGACGACUUCAGGAAUCUGAGGUUCUGCAAAGUGGGCACAACGUUCGAGUUUCGUAAGGGCGCCAUGCCAAGGCUCGAAGUGCUGCAAUUUAGAGUUUUUGCAGGGUACUAUUGUUGGGCAUACAAUGGUGUGCCGUUCGAGCAGUUCCCAACGAAGGAUCUUGACUUGGACCUGGAUAACGUCCUUUUACUUCAGCAAGUAAUAGUCAAAGUCAACUGCGUAGGUGCUACUGUCACACAAGUGGAGGAGGUGGAGGCCGUGGUCAUGCGUGCCGUGGAAAAUCAUGCCAACCGUCCAACCAUAAAAAUGAAUCGAGCAUAUGAAAUAGCUAUCCUAUCCGACGAAGGGCGGGAGGCUCUGCUUCGGCGACACAUUGAAAAGGAUUGCUGCGUGCGCACGAUGAAGGAUAAAUCUGAUGCUUUCUUCAUCAGCCAGCUGCGGAGGUAUCGACAUCUUCAGAAAGCCAUUAUUUUCAUCGACUGUUCGGGUGCCAGCAUGUGUGAGGUGCAGAAAGUGGAAGCAGCUUUUAGACAUGCAGCCGAGGUUCAUCCUAACCAUCCAAGUAUUGAACUUAUCAGAACAAACACCGACGGAAUGGCCUCCUCCUCAUCUGACCAUCCCAACACAGAGCCCAGGAAUUGAUGGCUCGGUUUGUCAGAUCCUUCCAACCCAGGAGCAGGUAAAUGUGAGUUGCUUAAGUACCAAAGAGAGAGGUCCUGUUCAGCAAGAUGAUUAGAAGCAUUGGCAAUUGGCAUGGCUUGUUAAUUAGAUUCGUGGUUCUUAGUCUAAAAUCACAUUGAAGAGGGAGACGGACCCAAGUGAUGCAGUUCAUGUGUUAUCUGUAUCAGUCUCUGUUUUUAUAAGCUGUCAUAUAUUUUCUCGAAACUAUCUUGUGUUGAUUUUGUGUGAAGUGUACUUUUAAUGGCACGGGCCAUUGUGUAUUUGCUUGAAAGAUAAGGAUGGUAUUAUCUUUGUAUUUGAACUCUAAAUGCUUAAAUGAAGUGAUCAUUCUGGAUGGAGAU
Zea mays is the source of this 4356-nucleotide messenger RNA. RefSeq lists its product as uncharacterized. Gene Ontology annotation, molecular function: ADP binding. NCBI's taxonomy places the organism in Eukaryota, Viridiplantae, Streptophyta, Magnoliopsida, Poales, Poaceae. The coding region runs from base 857 to 3976 and encodes 1039 amino acids. Gene Ontology annotation, biological process: defense response to other organism. The record is from RefSeq and is marked validated. The transcript is spliced from 6 exons.